UCACAGACAAUACAAGGCAGCCCACACAAUGGUCCACCACGCCCACCACCACGACGCUGACCCGGCUCUUGCUGCCGGCGGCAUCCCCAACGUCGCCAACGAGAAGGCCGUCGAGGAGGCGCUUAACACGGACCGUGCGGUGCAGGACCAGUCCUACGUCAAGCAGGUGCUCGAGGCCUACGUCUCCAACAAGAAGAAGCAGGGCGACGACGGUGACGAGAUCAGCAAGAAGCUCUUGUGGAUCGAGCAGCGUUUCCCCCACUUCAAGAAGGUCGUCGACCAGGUCACCAACGAGAAUGGGCUCAAGAGCAUCUCUGCUGUUUAGUGUGG
Molecule: messenger RNA, 330 nt
Organism: Vanrija pseudolonga
Lineage: Eukaryota; Fungi; Basidiomycota; Tremellomycetes; Trichosporonales; Trichosporonaceae
Exons: 4
Coding region: 29-325 (98 amino acids)
Source: RefSeq, a predicted model, not a curated record